ACAUUUUUGAUGAUGCGAAGACAAAUAAUGAUGCGAAGACAAAUAAUGAUGUGAAGACAAAUAAUGAUGCGAAGACAAAUAAUGAUGUGAAGACAAAUAAUGAUGAAGAGAAGAAAGAUAUUAUUUAA
Scutellospora calospora is the source of this 128-nucleotide messenger RNA. NCBI's taxonomy places the organism in Eukaryota, Fungi, Glomeromycota, Glomeromycetes, Diversisporales, Gigasporaceae. The record is from the annotation of a GenBank genome assembly.